This is a messenger RNA of Oncorhynchus kisutch (coho salmon), 4527 nucleotides long. RefSeq names its product D(2) dopamine receptor A-like. Lineage: Eukaryota; Metazoa; Chordata; Actinopteri; Salmoniformes; Salmonidae. The record is from RefSeq and is a predicted model, not a curated record. Gene Ontology annotation, biological process: regulation of potassium ion transport; negative regulation of voltage-gated calcium channel activity; negative regulation of synaptic transmission, glutamatergic. Gene Ontology annotation, cellular component: presynaptic membrane; glutamatergic synapse; plasma membrane. Bases 1718 to 3184 code for a protein of 488 amino acids. The transcript has 8 exons. Gene Ontology annotation, molecular function: dopamine neurotransmitter receptor activity, coupled via Gi/Go; G protein-coupled receptor activity.
AAGUAUUCCUGUUAGUGAGUUGUGCGUGUCACACACACAAUCUUUUAUUUAUCAAGCUCUACUGUACUUCCUCAAGUUGUCAAUGUGUAGGCUGUACCAUUGUCUGGACCACCUGAGGUACCUUAUUCACAGUCUCUAAGCUUGCUUUCUCAUUGGCUAUGUCCCGAUUCUCCACUUUUUUCCAGAAGUGUACACUUGCACACUCCCUGUCACAGAUUAUAACGCAUAGGAAUGGUGUAAGCAUUGGCUGGAAGGAGUUUACCCCAUUGUGAAGUCCAUGCGAGAAAGUGUGUGCACACUUUGGAAGAACGGUAAAGAAUUGGGUCUCAGCUAUACUGUGUAGAUCACAUUAUGCUCCCAGUGAGGGGCACUGGUGAGAGCUUUGUGCAUAGAACAAAUCAGCAGUCAUGAUCAUUUUAAGUGAGUCAUUUACUGAGAUACUGUAAAUGGAUGAAAGGGUUUUGAUUUGUACCUAAUUUGUUCAAAGUUCAUGUAGCAUAGAAACAUGAUAGACACAGAGAGGCUUAAAGGUCUGCUUCAUUGGAGAUGGUUUACUUACCUUUCCUGAUAGUGUGCGGUCUUAUCUUAACUUCUAAGGCAGGGGUAGGCAACUAGAUUCAGCCGCAGACCGAUUUUUGUCAGAGAUGAUGGACUGGGGCCUGCAAAAUAAUUCAUACACUGUAAAUUGACCAAGUAAACCCAAAAUAUAUAUUUUAAAAUAAAGACACAAUCACAUACUGUAUGUCUAUCAUUUUAUUUGUGGGAAUACUUGGGAACAAAUUUCCAUUAUUUUUAGAGGAAUUCCUGCAGAUUAUACUCCUUUUUUACAAAAAACUGAGAUGCCAAAAUAAAUGACUCAUCGUCCGAGGGGGUGUCUGUUUGUACGAUGAAAAACACACUGAGUGAAUAGCUAGCUUCAUUCAGUACUUCACUGAACUAUCUGUUAUAAUUAUGAGAUAUAAUUCUUACUCUCACUGUGUUUUGAAGUGAGUUAGAUGACACUGCCUAUCUCAUACUGCCUGCCCUCACACAUUGCUAUCCCCGUGUAUGCUUUAAUGAAGCAUAUACAUUUUCCCUUCGAAUUGUCUUCCCCGUCUCAUUUCUCUGAUCUCCUCUACUGCUUCUACUCAUUGCGAGCGCUGACAAACGUAUAUGGAUGAUUUUAAUUUGUCGCACAAUUAGAGCUUUUUACCCACUCGGUUCAUUUGUUUUCAUCAGUUUUUUUCUGAAUAGGUUUCAAGACAAGUGAGCGUCUCGUCUCCUAAGGAGAGUGUGCACGCACGCACACACACACACACACACACACUGCUCACUGGAUCUGAUCCUAGGAACCACUAAUGAGAGAGGGGGGGGGGAAGAGAGAGGGAGAGUACCGCUAAAUCACUUGGAGGAACGGACAGAGUGAAAACCAGAGCGAGGUGGAGAGAAGGGAUUUACUGCUGGAGCACUCAUUGAGGAGUAGAGGGAGUGAGUGUGUUGCAUGUUAUAGAGGUUGAGGUGUGAGCUCUGACAGGAGAAGGGUUAGCAGACUGAGUGGUGACUGACUGAUUCACUCUGCUGUCAUUUUCCAUGUUCUGCUUAUUCAGAGUGACAGUAGUGACAGUGCAUACAUUGUCAUACUGUCUGCUGUCUAUUGCAGUUCUCUGUUCGGAGGGUAUGGGACUGACUACCACUACACCCGAGUGAGGACUGUUCCAGACUCUCUGUCCAGAGGAGCAUGAUGACUACUUUCCCCAAUGAGACAGGCUUCUCCUCCCUCUCUCCAUCAUACUCCCUCUCCUCUCCCACACCGUCCCUCACCUCCAACCCUUUCUCUUCCUUCUCCCUCUCCACCUCCUCCUUCUCUCCGUCCAACUGCUCCAGCUCUCCGUUGCUCUCCUCCCCUCCCUAUAACUUCUACGCUGUGCUGCUGGUGCUGCUCAUCUUUUGUGUGGUGUUCGGCAACGUGCUAGUUUGUGUGGCGGUGUCGCGCGAGCGCGCCCUCCAGACUACCACCAACUACCUCAUUGUCUCCCUGGCCGUGUCUGACCUGCUGCUGGCCAUCCUGGUCAUGCCCUGGGGCGUCUACCUGGAGGUGGUAGGGGAGUGGCGCUUCAGUCUCAUCCACUGUGACAUCCUCCUGACCCUGGACGUCAUGAUGUGUACUGCCAGCAUCCUCAACCUCUGUGCCAUCAGCAUCGACAGGUACAUGGCGGUGGCGAUGCCCAUGCUGUAUAACACCAGAUACAGCUCCAGGAGGAGGGUGGCUCUGAUGAUUGCUGUUGUGUGGUUCCUCUCCUUCGCCAUCUCCAGCCCUCUGCUGUUUGGACUCAACAACACAGCCAGUCGGGAGGAGACCAAGUGUGCCUUCGCUGACCCAUCCUUCGUGGUCUACUCAUCCGUGGCCUCCUUCUACGUUCCGUUCAUCGUGACCCUGCUGGUGUACGCCCAGAUCUGUGUCGUGCUGCGGAGGCGGGGCCGACGCACCGUGCCCCGCAGACACGGCCUGCACCCACAGGGAGGAGGCAAGACGGGGGAGGGCCACAGGCACAGGAAGAAUAAGUGUACCCUCCCUGAGGAUGUGAAGCUGUGCACUCUGAUCACGAGGCCCCCCACCACCGCACCCCAACGCAAGAAAGUGACGUUAGUGAAGGAGGCGGUGGUGCACCCCCUGGAGGAGGAGCCGGUGGGGUGUGGUUUCCUGUCCCAGUUAGACCAGAGCCUCCCCCCGCCUCACCCUUCUCACCGCCCUCCCUCCUCCGGACGAGCCACCAAGAUCUCCCUUUCUAUCUCUGUGGUACCCGCGCCCUUCCCGUCACCGUCGGUGGCACCACGCUCCGCCCUCGUACCCCGCCGUGCCACCUUCGAGGAUGGCAUGAGUGGCCGCGAGCGAUGGAGGGAGCGCAAUGCAGACAGGGAGAAGGGAGCGAUGGAGAAGGAGAGGGUGAAAGGGACUCUGUCGCAGCAGAAGGAGAGGAAGGCGACCCAGAUGCUGGCUAUUGUGCUUGGUGUGUUCAUCAUCUGCUGGCUGCCCUUCUUCCUGACCCACGUGCUGAAGGCCCACUGUGGCAGCUGCUGUAUCUCCCCCUCCCUGUACAGUGCUGUCACCUGGCUGGGCUACCUCAACAGUGCCGUUAACCCCGUCAUCUACACCACCUUCAACAUCGAGUUCCGGAAGGCCUUCAUCAAGAUCCUAAACUGCUGAGUACAGGGAGGAAGGGGAUGAGGGGAGAGUGGGAGAAAGUGUAGUGGAGAGAGGGCAAAAACAAGGUCAGAGACUUGAAAUAAAACUAAAGAAGGGAAAGAGAGGGGUGAAAACAAAGACCAGAAGGGAAUGGAAGGAGAGAUGGAGGGGGACAGAGAGAGAGUCCCCAAAAAAUGUAACAGGUCAAACAGAAGAGCAAGUGAAGCAAGACCGAUAUACCAAAUCAAAACAGACUUGGGAAUUAUAGAGGUUAUGUAAACGUCUGUAAAUCUAAAACAUAGCAGGGAGAGAGUCAUAUUCUGAAGGUUCUAUGGGAAGAGAUGGGGUAGGGAACAAACAGUGGCAGAAGACUGUCCCACUCCUUAUGGGGAUGACUAAGUAAGUGUAUUAUUCUCUGAUACCCCUCUGAAGUAUACUGUCUGCAGACAUUGUAAUUUAAUUAACAGAGUUAAAACAGGACAGAGGUCAUAUUUUAAGGAGAUACACAAUAAAUCUGCACAAUUGUUCUCCAAUAGCAGUCUUGUUGCGUCGUCCCAGUGUAAACAUGCCUGUAAGAGAAUAUGUUGGUGAAGAUAUGAUGCCAUAUUAACAUGGUGGUAUGAUGCCAUAAUAACAUGGUGAUAUGAUGCAAUAUGAUGAGCGACUAAUCAAGGUUUGUUCAUGAGGUAUAUGUAUAUAUUGUUGUUUAGAGUGUGAGCUCUAAAUAUCUGUAUUACUGUUAUUGUACAGGUAAAUGUAAUAAAAUAUGUUCUACUCAUAUUGCUAGUCUAUUUCAAGUUUUCUGUACCGCAGGGUUGGGGUCAAUUUGAAUUGAAGUCAGUCAAUUCUGGAAGUAAAGAUAUUUUCCAAUUGAUUAAUAACGCAGAAAAAAGUUGUUUUCAUUGACAACUUAAUCUAUGCUUUGGAUUUUAAAUUCAAAUCACUUCCUUAAUUGACUGACUUCAAUUCAAAUUGACCCCAGCCCUGCAUUACUGUACUGGUCAAACAAUAGACAGAAAUGGAUUAAUUGACUAACUUGUUUAAAAUACAUUUGCUCUCUACGUUGAUCUCUGGCUCUUCUCUCAUCGCUUCUUUAACCCCUCUGGUGGUGAAGCAGUGUGGAUGUUCCCGUGUUUGUCUGCCAACACCUGUCUGCUACAGUAACGUGAGAGGCCAAACAAAUGCUGCUGAUGUGAAACAGGACACACACACACAAAGAUAGUGGGUCAGUGUAAGUCAUAGUCACUAUGACUUUGCGUUUGUGCGUGCCUCCCAUUGACAACUCCUGUCCCAUCAAUGAGCAUAGACGUGGUUUGUAUGGGACAGUUUUUCUGUGUUUUUGUCAUACUUGUAUGCAAACCAAC